Molecule: messenger RNA, 2340 nt
Organism: Hydra vulgaris (swiftwater hydra)
Lineage: Eukaryota; Metazoa; Cnidaria; Hydrozoa; Anthoathecata; Hydridae
Product: plastin-1
Biological process (GO): actin filament bundle assembly; actin filament network formation
Cellular component (GO): actin filament bundle; cytoplasm; actin filament
Molecular function (GO): actin filament binding; calcium ion binding
Source: RefSeq, a predicted model, not a curated record
UUUAAAAAAGUCGAUGUGAAUGACAAACUGGUAUGAUGCAGAUUUUAAAAAUGAAGAUGUACUUUUGAAAAAACGAAAGAAAAAAAACAAACAAAUAUUUCGAUUGUUGAUCUUUUAGUUUUACGCAAGAAUUCUUUUUCAAGGUUUCUUCAUUUAAAAAAAUUCGAGUUAGAGCCGUUUUUUUAAACAAUGGAAGAUGAUUUUUUUGCAAUGGAGAAAUACAGUUUGCCGAAAAACGAAUGCAUUUUUGCAAAAGAUAAAUAUAACUUACCAAACGGUGAAUCGUUACCAAAAGAUAUAGUAAGAGAUGUAGAAAAAGUAUUCUACGAGUUUAAUACUAAAUUUGACAAAGAUGGAAAUGGGCAUAUAACCUCUGCAGAGCUUGCUGAUGUUUUUGAAAAACUUGGUGAAAAUGUUCCUGGGUAUAAAAUUCGUGAACUAAUUGCUGAAGUUGAUGAAAACAAAAAUGGUACAAUUGAGUUUGAUGAGUUUCUGCAAAUUUAUUGCAAAGUUACAAAUAAAGGGGUGUUUGGACAAUGGACUUCUCUUUUAUCUCCACGACAAGGUAUAAAAACAUCUGGUGGUACAUCAACUGCAUCAGCUGAUGGUACUGCUCAUACUUUCUCGGAAUCUGAGCAGACUGCUUUGAGAGAUUGGAUUAAUUCUCAAUUGAAAGAUGAUCCAGAUUUGAAAACAGUGAUUCCAAUUCAGUCUAAUGAUCUCCUUUUUAAAUCACUUCGUGAUGGCAUUAUACUUUGCAAGAUGAUAAACUUGAGUGUGAAGGACACGAUCGAUGAACGAGUAAUCAAUAAAGGUCCACUUAAUCCAUUCUUAAUCUCAGAAAAUAAUUCACUAGCUAUAAAUUCUGCAAAUGCAAUAGGUUGUACUGUUGUAAACAUUGGUCCCGAGGAUAUUUCAGGAUGUAAUCAACAUUUGGUGCUUGGAUUACUAUGGCAAAUUAUACGAAUUGGUUUAUUUGCUAGCAUUACUCUUCAAGGAAACUAUCACUUAACAGCUCUUUUAGAAGUCGGUGAAACUAUAGAGGCUUUACUGAACCUUACCCCAGAAGAGCUUCUUUUAAGAUGGGUUAACUAUCAUUUGCGAAGAUCUGGCUCUGAUACAAAAAUAAAAAAUUUUUCAACUGAUAUUAAGGAUUCAGAGGCAUACGCACUCUUAUUGUAUCAAAUAUCACCACAAGAGUAUAAUGUUGAUCGUCCAGAAUAUAUUUUAUCGUUUGACAAUUUGAUGAAGCGUGCUGAUAUGGUUAUCAAAAAUGCAGACAAAAUCGGUUGCAAGAAAUUUAUUAGUGCAAGAGAUAUUCCAAGUGGAAAUGCAAAGCUAAAUAUAGCUUUUGUUGCAAAUCUUUUUAAUGUUUUUCCAGCUUUGGAUGGAUCAGAUAUUGAACAUGUUGAAAUUGAAAACUAUGUUGAAACCAGAGAAGAAAAAACUUAUCGAAGUUGGAUGAACAGCAUGGGUGUUACUCCAUAUGUAUAUCACUUAUAUAAUGAUCUUUCAAGUGGAAUUGUUUUAUUUCAGUUGUAUGACACAAUAAGAAGAAAUACUGUUGAUUGGAGUAGAGUUAACAAAGCACCCUUUAAAGUUGCUGGUGGAAAAAUGAAGAAGGUAGAGAAUUGUAAUUAUGUGAUUGAGUUAGGAAAAGCAAAUAAGUAUUCUUUGGUUGGUAUUGGAGGAGAAGACAUUCAUAAUGGAAAUAACACAUUAAUUUUAGCAUUGGUUUGGCAAAUGUUGCGAGAUUAUACAAUUUGUAUGCUUAGCAAGCUAACAAAAACAGGAGAUAUUGUAAAAGAAUCAGAGAUUAUCGAGUGGGUUAAUAAGAAGCUGCGAACUGCUGGAAAAAGAAAUUUAAUUAAUUCUUUUAAAGACCCAUCAAUAGCUACUAGUCAUGCUGUAAUCGAUCUUGUUGACUCUAUUAAGCCUAACUCUAUUCAGUACAAUUUAGUAACUAAGGGAGAAAGUAAAGAGGAGCAGAAAUUGAACGCUCAUUAUGCAAUUUCCAUGUGUAGGAAAAUUGGCGCACGAACUUACGCAAUUGCUGAAGAUUUAAUGGAAGUGAAGCCUAAAAUGGUGCUGACAGUUUUUGCUUGCUUAAUGACACGAGGUCUUCAGUUGUCAACUUAACAAUGAAAUAUUUAAAAAUUUUAAAAAAUCAGCAUUCUAAGAAUUUUACUUUGUAUCAUAUUCAACGUUUAUUCGACAAAGUAUUAAACGCUAUCCAAACAAAAUUUGAAUAUUAUUUAAUAUCCAAACAAAAUUUGAAAAUAAAGUUCAAAUAAAUAAUUAAACUGAGUUAAUGAAACGGCACAAAAUGUUUUUCUUAGA